AUGAGCGGCUACACAGGCUACAGCCAGCAGGCAUAUGGACAGCAGCAGCAGGGCCACACUAGCUGCCUGCUUGACACGCUGUUUGGAGUCUUGCCACAGGGCCAGUAUGGCUACGCGGGAGCCCAGCAGCAGACCGGGACCGGAGGCUACGGGCAGGCCGCCUACGGCGCGCAAGGCGCGGGGGCCGCCGCCGGCGGCGCCGCAAGCACGGCCACGGCAGGCUACGGCCAGCAGCAGGCCCAGCAGGCGGGUUACUCUUCGUAUGCAACAGCACAACAGCCGCAGGCGGGAGGCUACCAGGCAGGCGGGCAGCAGCAGGCCCAGGCGGGAUAUGGCGCCGGGACCGCCGGUGGCACCGCUCCCGCGGCAUAUGGCGCCCCAGGUGCUGCCGUGGUAGCUCCCAGCUACGGUGCAAGUGCACAAGCGGGAGGCGGGGCUUCCGCGGCGUAUGGCAGCGCGCAGCAGGCAGGCGGCGGCUACGGAAGCGCCCAGGGGGGCUACGGCACGCAGGCCCAGCAGCCCGUGAGCGCCUCGUACGCGCCGCCCACCGACCCCCGCCGAGCCGUGGGCUCGUCAGCGUAUGGCGGCAGCGCGGCAGCCGCAGCGGCGCCUGCCUCCGCAGCCGCGCAGCCGCAGCAGCAGGCCGGGCAGUACGGUGGCGGGUACGGCGGCUACGCCACGCAGCAGCAGCAGCAGCCGGCGGCGGCUGCGGCCCCGGCCGCCGUGGCAGGCUCUGCGGCGUAUGGCCAGCUGGCGCAGGUGGGCGGGUAUGGGGCCGCCGCCUCCCAGCAGCCAGCGCAGUAUGGCGCCGCCGCUGGCACGCAGUAUGGCGCUGCGGCGCAGCAGCCUGCUGCUGGCGCCGCCGGGGCUGGAGCCGGGUAUGGCACGCAGCAGCAGGCCGGUGCCUACGGCAGCCAGCAAAGCACCUAUGGUGCGCCACAGCAGGCGGCGGCGGCCACGCCCUACGGCCAGCAGCCCACCGCGGCGGCGACGUACGGCGGCGCGGCGCCCGCGGCGCAGCCUGCCGCCGGCGGCGGCGCGUAUGGCGGCGUGCAGCAGCAGGCUGGCGCAUAUGGGCGACAGGCAUCGGCAUAUGGCCCCGCUGCCACGGCACAGCCCGCUGCAGCCGGCGGCGCCUACGGCCAGCAACGUGCAGCAGGCGGCUACGGCCAGGCGCCUGCCACUUCCGCGCCUGGCGGCUAUGGGGCGGGCGCUGGCGCCCAGACCGGCUAUGCCGGCGCCUCUGGCCCAGCGGCGGCUGCCCGCGCGGGCGGCGCCGCCGCGGGCUUUGGCGCGGCCCCAGCCCAAGCCCCAGGCUACGGCUCUGCCCUGCCCAAGCCAGCAGCAGCCGCUGCCCCGGGGGCUCCCGGUGCCGCUUCGUAUGGCGGCGGCUACGCAGGCAGCGCCAGCCAGCCGGCAGGCGGCGGCGGCGGCGCCUUUGGGCGACAGGGAGGGUACAGCGCAGGCGGCGGCGUGCCAGCUGGGGCCUAUGGCGGCCCCAAGGCACCAGCCGGCAGGCCGGGGCCCCCUGCCGGUGGCGGCUAUGGCGCGCCGCCUGCUGGCGGCCGGCCUGGCGGCGGCUUUGGCCCGCCGCAGGCGUCCGCUGCGCCCUACUCCGGCCAGCGGCCCGGCGGCGGCGGCCCCUCCGGCUUCCCUUCUCCCCAGCAGGGCUCGCGCCCCGGGCCCCCCGGAUACUCCCAGGGACCGCCCAAGCACAGGCCGGACAGCAGGCCGCCGCCGCGGGACCGACCCUUCCACCUGGCCCCGCCCCCGGCCCACGAGCGCGGCCGCGAGCCCCCCACCCGCGACCACCACCGCAGCAGCAGGGACGAGCGGCCCGAGCGCAAGCACGAGGCCGCCGCGCCUCCCCGCCGGCGCAGCCCGUCGCCGCCGGAGCCGCGCCCUGUGGCCUACGGCGUGCGCAUCCCGGGGCACAGCGUGGCGGGCGAGGGCGCAGAGUACCGGGAGAUUGAGCGGCGGCACCCCAGGUUGUACAUGGCCCAUGACUUCACCAAGCUGGUCAACUGCUGGGCCCAGGGUCCCGCCUGCACCACAGCCCUGGCCGGCGGGCUGGUUCCCCUUGACCGCCAGGUGCCUACGGAGCAUUUGGUGGCGCCUGUGAAGCACGACACGAGCUACGACCUCGAUCUUCCCAACGUGGCGCCCUCGGGAUCAGUCGUCUACAACGCAAAGGUCAUGUUCACGACCGGGCUGGGCGAGGGCGAGGUGGCGGCGCUGCUGGCGGGCGCCGCCGACAAGGCGGGCGACCACCUGUGCCGCCUGCUCAAGUUUGUGGUGGCGCGCGCAGACCGCAACGGCGACAAGAGCGGCAUCUUCUGCCUGGGGGGGCGGUGCGACCCCGCCAUGGACGGCGACCCGACACAGGGCGACGCGGCGCUGGUGGCGGCGGCGCGGCGCCACGUGGCGGCGCAGGCCCGGUUGGAGCUGCCGCCGGCGGGGGCGGGCGCCUGGCUGCGCUUCAUCGAAGUCCACUACACGCGCCUGGACCGCAACGAUGUGGAGCACCAUCAGGAGGUGACGGUGGUGUUCAUGGUGGAUGCAUCCAGGUGCCUGCCCAGCGCCGCCGACUGGCCGCACGUGUGGCAGCAGCAGCAGAAGCCGGUGCUGCUGCAGAAGCUGGCGGCGGAGCGAGCGGCCAAGCAGGAGGCGGCGGCGGCCAAGGAGCCAAAGCCUGCGGCCGCGGGCGGGCUGAAGGAGGGCGGGGAGGAGGGCGAGAGAAAGGAAGGCGGGGAGGAGGGGGAGAAGGAGGGAGAGGUGGCGGCGGCGCGUGCCGUAGAGGAGCAGGAAGAGGAGGAGGCGCUUCCCGAGCCCGAGAUGCCGGCGCGGCCUCAGCUGCAGCUGGUGGGGCUCCAUACCGACAAGCUGCGGCUCAAGACGGCAGCAGUGAGCCUGGACGGUCUGCUGGACUACAACACAUCGGACAAGGACGAGUGCACCUUUGAGCUCAGCCUGUUUGCCGAGGCCUUCCACGAGGCUCUGAUGCGGGACGCCGGCUGCACCAUCCUGGCAGAGCUGUACCGCCAGCGGGAUGCGGCGGUCAAGCGGCGGGAGGACCGCAAGCGCAAGCGCGACGCGGAGAAGGCUUCAGAGUCCAAAAAGGCAAAGACCGAGGAGGUUCAGGCCAAGGAGGAGGCCUCAGAGGCGCUGGCAGCAACCUCCGCCGCCACCAGCGCCGCGGACGACAAGGCGGCGGCGGCUGCGGCGGGCGGCGGCGGCGCGAAGAAAGUGCGCGUGCUUUCCAGCCCGGCCCUGGCGCGCGCCUUCCGCUUCCUGGACAAGACGGGGGCGGGGUAUAUCAAGACGGAGGACCUGCGGCGGCUGCUGGACGCCCUGGGCCUGGCCCUUCAUCACGUGGUGGCCAUGGAGCUGUGUGUGGCUGUGUCGGACACGGGGCGGUACAAGAACGAGCGGGUGCAGUACAUGCGGCUGUGCGAGACCGAGGUGGAUGCCCCCAGCGAGCCCGAGCCGGCCCCGGCUGCUCCCGCCGCACCUGCUGGUGUGCAGCCUGCCGAGCCUGCGCCAGCAGCAGCGCCGACUGGCGAGCCGGCAGCGGCCACGGCGGCAGAGGCAAAGCAGGAGGAGGAGGCAGCGCAGGCGCAGCAGGCGGGCGAGGAUGUGGAAAUGAAGGGGGAGCCCGAGGGGGAGGCUGCUCCGGCAGCGGAGCCGGCACCAGAGACUGCGGCUGCUGCGCCGGAAGCAGACGAAGAGAUGCGGGAUGCGGCAGUGGCAGCAGAUGGCGGCGUGGUGAAGGAGGAGCAGGAGGAGCAUGGGAAGCAUGCGCAGCAGGAGGGCGAGCAGGCCGGGCAACUGGACGGCGAGCAGGCGCAGCAGACGUUAGAGCAAGCGCAGGCGGAUGAGGCCAAGCAGGUGCAGGAGGCAGAUGACUUCAUUAAAGUUGGUGAUGACGAGGCUUCGGGCCGCAUCGGCACCGCCGAUCACGCGCAGCAGGCGGCAGGAGCGGCUGAGCUGGAAUGA
Chlorella variabilis is the source of this 3996-nucleotide messenger RNA. RefSeq lists its product as hypothetical. Bases 1 to 3996 code for a protein of 1331 amino acids. Lineage: Eukaryota; Viridiplantae; Chlorophyta; Trebouxiophyceae; Chlorellales; Chlorellaceae. Gene Ontology annotation, molecular function: calcium ion binding. The transcript is spliced from 22 exons. The record is from RefSeq and is a predicted model, not a curated record. Gene Ontology annotation, cellular component: nucleus. Gene Ontology annotation, biological process: regulation of DNA-templated transcription.